AUGUUUGCUUUAACAAUAUUGAGUUUUUUUUACUCAACAAAUGGAUUUAACCUCUCACCAAUACCCAGCUACAGUAUAAAGGAACCAAAAAUGAACAUUUCAAUGGCCCAAUCUCAAAGUUCAUAUUUUGGAUUUGCUAUUAAUUUACGGAAAUCAAGUAUUAUCAUUGGUGCUCCCCGUGCUCAAUCCACGCUCGAAAAUCAACUUAAAAUAAGCGAACCUGGGGCAAUCUACAGUUGUAAAAUUGCAAAUGGUAUCUGUGUGCCGUUAAUUUUCGACAACACUGGAAAUAAACACUACGAAAAAGAUAAUACCUCUUUUAAGAACAAACUGAAAUCUCAUCAAUGGUUGGGUGCUUCAAUAGAUGGUGGUUCCAGUGACAAAGAUAAAAUUGUAGUUUGUGCUCCACGACUUAAAGCAACUACUGCCUCUAAAGACUAUCUUAUGAAUGGUAUUUGCUAUUGGAAGCCCGAUACUGUGAAUAUUGAUCCACGGGAUGUUACAAAGAUUGCACCUCUUAAUCUGAUAUCUAACCAAGUUCGAAAAAUACAAGGACAUAAUACAUUUUAUCAUAUGUAUGGCGAGCAAGGCUUAAGUGUCCAUAUAACGAACAAUAAUGAAGAGAUUUUAAUUGGAGCUCCUGGUAUCCAUAAUUGGAAGGGUUCCAUUAUUCGACAAGAUAUGUCCAAGGCUGAUGGUUAUCCUGAGGUUCCUGAACCUCAUUUGUGGGAACAACAAACUUAUUCCUACUUCGGUUUCUCAGUAGGAUCGGGAUACUUUGAUAGUGAUUUACCAAACAAGACCCUCUAUGUUGCUUCAGCUCCUAAAGCCAAUGAAGUGUCAGGAGAGGUUUAUAUUUUCGACAUAAUCAUGAUUGCCAAAAGUAAAUAUUCAAUCAAGAAGAUGAAAGUAUUCCAAAGUUCACAGUUUGGAGAGUACUUUGGAUACGCUGUCUUAGCUGAGGACCUGAAUGGCGAUGGAUUGACGGAUCUUAUUGUUACUGCUCCACAUCACUUUUCAGAUGGGCACUUUGAACAGGGAGCCGUAUAUGUCUUCAUUAACAAAGGAAAUUUUUUGUUUGAGCAAAAUAUUAUCAAAUCUCCAGCAACUCAAGAAAACGGACGAUUUGGAACAACGAUUUCGAAAUUAGGAGAUAUCAAUCGUGAUGGGUUCAAUGACAUAGCUAUUGGAGCUCCAUUUGCUGGAGAUGGAACGGUCUUCAUUUAUUUAGGUUGUACCGAAGGCCUUCAUCAGGUCCCUAGUCAACAAAUUAAUGCGGUCCCAAUAGCAACAACAUCUUGGGGCCAACAUGUGAUGUUUGGACAUGGUUUAUCAAAAGGUUGUGAUAUUGACAAUAAUGGAUUUAAUGAUCUUGCUGUUGGUGCUCCAAAUGCGGAAUCUGUGUUUGUUUACCGUGCUUAUCCCGUUGUUAAAAUUCACGCCACAAUUAAUUCGAUCAGAGGACGUGAAAUCAAACAAGAGGACAAAUCUUUAGAAUUACAAAUAUGUUUUAGAAUUUCGACUCAAUCACAAGAAGUCAAGAGUCAGAAAAUAAGCAUCACAGUGAAAUUGGAUCCCAAAGUAAAACGUCUAACAUUUAAUAAUACUUUUUCGACAGAGAUGAGUUUUAACGAGAAGAUCACAAAAGCUCAUAACUGCCGUGAGUUUGAUGUGGAUGUUCGAAAUAAAAUGGCUGAUAUAUUUAAGCCAAUUGAAUUGGAAAUGCAUUAUGCUCUCACUAAACAAGUUCAGAAUUUAAAAGAAUUUUGUGAUGAAUGUGCAGUAGUUGAUCCAGCUGAUCCAAGGUUUGUUGUUGAAAAUAUCACUUUUGCUAACGGAUGCAAGUCUGCUGUAUGCAUUGUUGAUUUAAAAGUAACAAGUUACGGAAUUGGUCCAACAUAUAUCCUUGGAAGUAGUGAAACAAUUUCUAUUACCUACGAAGUAACGAAUUCCGGUGAAAAGGCUUAUAUGCCUCGAAUCAAUAUAACAUCAUCAAAUAAAAUGCCAUUUUACAAAAUACCACCAUCCUGUCAAGAUGAAUUUGAUUAUCUUAUUUGUGAUUUGAAUGACGAGAAAUCAAUGUUAACAAAUAGCAAAGAAAAUAUAACAAUUGUUUAUGUUAUUAGUCAAAUUAACAUCACUUUAGCUGACAUGAAUUUAACAGCUUUUGUUUUUUCUGCCGGAGAAGAAUUAAAUGCAUCUGAUAAUUUUCAAAGUGAUUUGAUAACUUUUAAAGAAUUCACCGAUAUCGAAGUUAUCGGCAAACCAAAUACAACUGAUAUCGAUUUAGAAAAAUAUUCCAAUACAACUGCUGAGAUAAUUAACAAGCAUGAGAUCCAAAGUAUUGGUCCAAGUAUAAUUCGGGAACUUGAAGUCUACAUCGAUAUACCAAUUGCUGAAAUGUUUCACAAUGCAACUCAGCUAGUUUCAAUUAUUAAUGUUACUAGUAUUACAAUAGAAAGUUUGUACAAUGGUCAGGAGCUUUUAGUUGAUUUCUAUCCGAAGCAAAAUGAAACAUUGUUGGUGAAGAAUGAAACAUUGUUGGUGAAGAAUUUAACCGACAUUAAAAGAUUGAAGCAAUACGAGAAUGGAACAAUUAGCUAUCAACCACCGAACCCAAACCUUAUGGAACUUGAGAAAAAUUCUAAAAAACUAAGGAAUCCUAAGAGAAAUCGUCGUAAUAUUGAACAACUGGUGCCCGACACUAAUCACAUUGAUGCUGUUAAAAAGAAUGUUUCUCUACCAAUCAACCGAAAGAUAGUUUUCAGUUGUGUUGAUCCUAAGAUAGGGACAUGCGUGACAGCUGUCAUAAAAGUUUGCCAUUUCAUUCCUUUUAUGCCAGUUAGCAUAACUUUGAAGUACCAAGUCGAUUUAAUUGAAGUCAAUAAAACUCUAAUAGUACCAUGGGAGUUUUUUGAGAUAUUACCAAACGUGAGGAUAAACAAAAUUGGUGAUUUAAAUGGCUCAACCAUAAAUAUUACAACAAAUAUGAAAUACAUUGAAAUAUUCAAGCAUCAUUUGUUCAUAAAGCUUCAUCCCACACCUUGGUGGGUUAUUUGUCUUGGGAUAUUGGGUGGACUUUUGGUUCUUGCAGGAAUAGCUUAUGGCAUGCAAAAGGCUGGUUUCUUUAAAAGAACUACGAAAGAAGAAAUGCAAAGAAUUGUAGAAGAACAAGAGGAAGUUGCAAAAUUUCGGGAAAGUAUUAUUUCGAAACUUGCUCAAAAUCAACUAUGUUCUGAAAAUGAAGAUACCGGAAAUGAAGAUUAAAUUAAUUAAAAUUAAAGCUAUUUAAAUGAA
Molecule: messenger RNA, 3297 nt
Organism: Eupeodes corollae
Lineage: Eukaryota; Metazoa; Arthropoda; Insecta; Diptera; Syrphidae
Product: integrin alpha-PS3-like
Exons: 14
Coding region: 1-3267 (1088 amino acids)
Biological process (GO): cell-cell adhesion; cell-matrix adhesion; integrin-mediated signaling pathway
Cellular component (GO): external side of plasma membrane; integrin complex
Molecular function (GO): integrin binding
Source: RefSeq, a predicted model, not a curated record